This is a messenger RNA of Anoplopoma fimbria (sablefish), 1151 nucleotides long. RefSeq names its product hydroxysteroid (17-beta) dehydrogenase 7 (gene hsd17b7). The transcript is spliced from 9 exons. Lineage: Eukaryota; Metazoa; Chordata; Actinopteri; Perciformes; Anoplopomatidae. The record is from RefSeq and is a predicted model, not a curated record. Gene Ontology annotation, cellular component: endoplasmic reticulum membrane. Gene Ontology annotation, molecular function: 3-beta-hydroxysteroid 3-dehydrogenase (NADP+) activity; 5-alpha-androstane-3-beta,17-beta-diol dehydrogenase (NADP+) activity; estradiol 17-beta-dehydrogenase [NAD(P)+] activity. The coding region runs from base 1 to 1035 and encodes 344 amino acids. Gene Ontology annotation, biological process: cholesterol biosynthetic process.
AUGAAUAAGGUGGUUUUGGUGACAGGAGCAAAUAGCGGCAUUGGCCUGGUGCUGUGUGAGCGUCUCCUCUCACAGGACACGGAGGGUCUCCAGCUGUGUCUGGCCUGCAGGAACAUGAGGCGGGCUCAGGCGGCUCGCUCGGCCCUCCUCGCCUCUCACCCCGCCGCCCAGGUGGCCCUGCUGCAGGUGGACACCAGCAGCAUCGCCUCCAUCAUCGCUGCUGCACAGGAGGUCAAACUCAGGUAUAACCGUCUGGACUACCUCUACCUGAACGCAGGCAUCAUGCCAAACCCCCAGUUUGAUGUAAAAGCCUUUUUCAAAGGCCUCUUCUCCAGUCGUAUCAUCUCCAUGUUUGCCACCGGCGAGGGGAUUCUCACGCAGAGGGACUGCGUCACCCCCGAUGGCCUGCAAGAAGUUUUUGCGACCAACCUCUUCGGUCACUUCCUACUUAUCCGGGAGCUGGAACCAGUUCUGUGUCACGAAGGCCGGACGUCCCAGGUGAUCUGGACCUCCUCCAGCAACGCUCACCGCUCAGCUUUCAACCUGGAGGACAUGCAGCACCGGAGGGGGACCCAACCUUACAGCUCCUCCAAAUACUCCACUGACCUGCUCAGCCUGGCGCUCAACACACACUUCAACAAACAGGGUUUGUACUCCUCCGUCACUUGUCCUGGUUUUGUGAUGACCAAUCUGACCUACGGGAUCCUGCCCUCCUUCCCAGCCGUCCUCUGGACUCUGCUUAUGCCCGUCUUUUGGCUUAUAAGAAUGUUCACCAAUACUUUCACCCUGACCCCUUAUAACGGAGCUGAAGCCCUGCUUUGGCUAUUUAAGCAAAAGCCUGAAUCACUGGACCCUCAAGCCAAGUACCACAGCUUAACAUCUGGUCUAGGAAACAACUACACACGGCCACGAAAGAUGGACAUCGAUGUGCAAACAUCAGAUGCUUUGUAUGAGAAAUUGCUGCAACUGGAAUGCGACCUAAGAAAGAAACUGAAGGACAAUCAACAAGAAUCACAGUAUUCCUGCAAGACGUGAUGCGUAUCACACAUUUCUAGGAUGGAGAGUGUUUUAUUCCUGUUUUGCAGCGUGCAUACUUUCUUUCAGACCUCACAAAACACUGCAGCCUGAAUUCACAGCACAAAUGAAACAAG